AUGGUUCACGUCGGUAUUCCGAAGAAUUACACAACCUCGCCAUCCUCCUUUGCGGGGACGCCUUCUCUGACCAUCAACUACGAGGCCACUCAGGACCUUGACUCCAGCAAUGCUUUUGAAGGUCCCGAGAAGUUGCUCGAAGUAUGGUUUGCUCCGUCUGCCAGCGAGCUUGGCGCUGCCGGCCCAGAGGGCCUAAAGAAGGUUCCCAGCGACAUCUGGAAGGAUAUGCUCGACUUGGUCAAUUGCCAGGUCCUCUCCAUUGUCUCAUCCGAGGAUGCGGAUGCCUACCUGCUGUCUGAGUCCAGCAUGUUUGUCUGGCCGCACAAGCUCAUUCUGAAAACAUGUGGUACCACGACUCUGCUGUCCGGUCUCCCGCGCAUCUUGGAGAUCGCCACUCUAUUUGCAGGCUUCCCGCGCGCUACUGCACCUCCGUCUCGCGGAAUCACUGUCGCUGCGGCCCCUUACCGGGUUUUCUAUAGUCGCAAGAACUUCUUGUUCCCCGACCGUCAACGCGGCCCUCACCGCAGCUGGCGCGAUGAGGUUCGCAACAUGGACAAGCUGUUCCAGAACGGUAGCGCCUACAUGAUUGGCAAGAUGAAUGGAGAGCAUUGGUACUUGUACCUGACUGAGCCUCACACCUUGCUCACUCCCCCGGCGAGCCCACAGGAGGAGGUUGAAUUUACCGAGACUGAGACCAAGGUCCUCGACUUCCCUCCCUCUCCUGUCGCCACCGAGUGUGAUGAGCAUGAUGAGACUCUAGAGGUCCUGAUGACCGAUCUCGACCAAGAGAACGCGAAGCAAUUCUUUCUGGAAAAUGCCGCCGCCACGGCAGAGAAACGCUUCCGCAGCCUCGAAAAGGAUGACGACGUCGAACACUUGGAUGUCUUCAGCAACAACUCCGAUCCGGAGGAUGAUAUUGAUAUGAAGGCUAGCAAUAGCGGCAUCUUGCCGGCGGAGUUGACAACAGAGGGCCAUGCUCUUGGUACUGUGGUCUCUGAUUCUUGCGGUCUCUCGGACGUCUAUCCCAAGAACAAGUUCCCGGAUGCUCGCAUUGAUGCAUAUCUCUUCACACCCUGCGGUUUCUCUGCCAACGGUGUUGUUCCUGCUCCGGAUAGCAAGGGGCCGACCCACUACUUCACCGUUCACGUCACGCCAGAGCCGCAUUGCUCAUACGCGUCCUUCGAGACCAAUGUGCCGCACUCCCAGAACGGCAAGACCACGUCCGACAUCAUCCAACAGGUUGUUGAUAUCUUCAAACCUGGUCGCUUCAGCAUCACCUUGUUCGAGACCAAGCCUUCUGUCGAGGAGCUUGAGGCCGAUCCAACCGGCUUCCACGAGGUCUCUCACGCGCAGCGCCAAGCUUUGCGCCGCAGUCCCAAGAUGGAGCAUGUGGAAGGCUACCGCCGUGUUGACCGUAUCGUUCACGAGCUGAACGGGUACGAUCUUGUGUUCCGUUACUAUGAGCGCAACGACUGGAAAGGGGGGGCACCCCGGAUUGGAGAGAAGUUCUAG
Penicillium waksmanii is the source of this 1512-nucleotide messenger RNA. RefSeq names its product adenosylmethionine decarboxylase SPE2. Gene Ontology annotation, molecular function: adenosylmethionine decarboxylase activity. Lineage: Eukaryota; Fungi; Ascomycota; Eurotiomycetes; Eurotiales; Aspergillaceae. Gene Ontology annotation, cellular component: cytosol. Gene Ontology annotation, biological process: spermine biosynthetic process; spermidine biosynthetic process. The coding region runs from base 1 to 1512 and encodes 503 amino acids. The transcript is spliced from 2 exons. The record is from RefSeq and is a predicted model, not a curated record.